AUGUUGCUCGUAAUGUAUCCUACCGUAUUCCUUGGCUGUGACAAUGACGGCGUGUUUGAUUUUAGACCGGCCGUGGCGCGCCAGCAGUCAGCGCCGACCCUGGUGUUUAGGCGGCUGGCGGAUGAAGAUGACGAGCUCUCUGAGGUUCAACCUGACGCUGUACCACCCGAAGUACGAGAAUGGCUGGCGUCGACCUUCACGAGGCAGCUGGCGACGUCGAAAAGAAAGUCCGACGAAAAGCCGAAGUUCAGAUCAGUUGCACACGCCAUUAGAGCGGGAAUAUUCGUGGACAGAAUCUACAGGCGGGUCACAAGUACAGCUUUAAUGCAGUUUCCGCAAGAUGUCGUUAGAGUCUUAAAGACAUUGGACGAAUGGUCCUUCGACGUGUUUGCCCUUCACGAAGCGUCUUCAGGCGCACCUGUGAAGUACCUGGGAUACGAACUUCUGAACAGAUACGGAAUGAUCCACAAGUUCAAGGUGCAGUCAACAAUCCUGGAGAACUUCCUCAGUAGGAUAGAAGAGGGCUACUGCAAAUAUCACAACCCUUACCACAAUAAUCUCCACGCCGCAGACGUCUCACAGACCGUGCACUACAUGCUCUGUCAGACCGGACUCAUGAACUGGCUGUCAGACCUUGAGAUUUUCGCAACACUGGUGGCGGCGAUUGUACACGACUUCGAGCACACGGGCACCACCAACAACUUCCACGUUAUGUCCGGUUCAGAGACUGCACUGCUGUACAAUGACCGAGCUGUUCUGGAAAACCAUCACAUUAGCUCUGCUUUCAGGCUAAUGCGUGACGAAGAGUGCAACAUCUUACAAAAUCUUUCACGCGAUGAGUUCCGCGAGUUCCGCACGCUCGUGAUCGACAUGGUGCUGGCCACCGACAUGUCGUUCCACUUCCAGCAACUGAAGAAUAUGCGCUCGCUGCUCUCUCUCGCUGAGCCAACCGUCGACAAGUCCAAGGCAGUGUCCCUCGUGCUUCAUUGCUGCGACAUAUCGCACCCUGCUAAGAGGUGGGAUCUCCAUCACCGAUGGACUAUGAGCUUGCUCGAUGAAUUUUUCCUACAAGGAGACAAGGAACGUGAGCUGGGUCUGCCUUUCAGUCCCCUCUGCGAUAGAAACAAUACUCUUGUAGCGGAAUCUCAGAUCGGUUUCAUUGAAUUCAUCGUGGAGCCUAGCAUGACAGUCUGCGCUGACAUGCUGGAAUGCAUAUUAGGACCGUUGCAUUCCAAUGCAAAGAACUCUUCCAGUACCAGUGGUCAAGAGUCCAUCAGUGAAGAGAGUUCAGGCGGAGAGGGGAGCAAUAAGUUUAAGAUAAGAAAGCCAUGGGUAGCUUGCCUCAGCGACAAUAAGAAGAUAUGGAAGGAGCAAGCUGCCAAAGAUGCGGAAGCCCGAGUAAUGCUGGAAGAAGAGAGCAAUGGAGUACAACCAGUAACAACGGAAGAAUAA
This is a messenger RNA of Parnassius apollo (apollo), 1452 nucleotides long. The record is from the annotation of a GenBank genome assembly. NCBI's taxonomy places the organism in Eukaryota, Metazoa, Arthropoda, Insecta, Lepidoptera, Papilionidae.